AUGGUCAUCGUCGAUCACCACGAGUAUCUGUGUGAGGAGGAGAAGCGGUUGAAGGAUGACAGAGAGCGGAAGAAGUAUUGGAAGAAAUGGGGUCCUUACGUUGCCGAAAGGCAAUGGGCUACUGUUCGAGAAGAUUACUCGGACAAUGGCGAUGCAUGGAGCCAUUUCUCUCAUGACCAGUCGAGGUCAAGGGCCUAUCGUUGGGGUGAGGAUGGUAUUGCUGGUGUCUCGGACACUCACGGUCUCCAGAACAUUGCAUUUGCCUUCUGGAACGAGAAGGAUGACUUUCUCAAGGAGAGACUCUUUGGUUUGAGCAAUCCUCAAGGCAACCAUGGAGAGUCCCUCAAGGAAGCUCAUUUCCACCUCGACAACACGCCCACCCAUUCCUACAUGAAAUACCUCUACAAACUGCCCCAAAGACGAUUCCCCUACGAACAAUUGAUCAAAGAGAAUGCCACUCGAGGAAAGAGCGAGCGAGAGUUCAAUAUUAUCGACUCGGAUGCGUUCAAGGAUGAUCGUUACUUCGACAUCUUCAUUGAGACUGCGAAAGAGACGGAUGAUCCAGAGGAGCUGCUCUUCCGGAUCACAGCCUACAACCGCGGUCCAGAACCUGCUCCAUUGCACAUCAUUCCUCACGUCUGGUUCAGAAAUACCUGGACUUGGGGCCAUGAGUCUGAAAAGUUGAAACCAAACAUACGCAUGGUUGGGCCUAUGACUGCGCAAACCAAGCACCACAAGCUGGGAACUAGGUUCUUCCAGCUGUCCCCUUCACCGGGAUGUGGACCAAAUUCUGAGGAUGUUCAUCCGCAGCUCAUGUUCACCGAGAAUGACACGAAUCACGAAAAGCUGUAUGAUGUCAAGAACAAGCAGCCUUACGUCAAGGAUGCCUUCCACAGAUGGAUUGUCGACGAGGAAAAAGGUGCUAUCAAUCCUCGGUGUACCGGCACCAAGGCUGCUGCAUGGUACGACUUUGGCCAAGGUGAAGGCGUACCACCUGGAGAAUGUGCCGUGGUUCGAUUUCGCUUGUCCAAGAAAUAUGAUGGCUACUUGAACGAAGAGCUUCUGGACGACAUCAUGGAACUGAGGCGUCAAGAAGCCGAUGAGUUCUACUGGCGCAUCAGCCCUCUGCCAAUGGCGGACGAUCUGAGAAAUAUCCAACGACAGGCUCUUUCCGGCAUGUUGUGGUGCAAGCAACACUACUACUUCAUCCAUGACCAGUGGGCGAAUGGCGACCCAAAUAUGCCACCUCCUCCUGAAGGGCGAAAGAACAUACGAAAUGUCCACUGGAAGCAUAUGUAUCUCGACGAUAUCUUGUCAAUGCCAGACUCAUGGGAAUAUCCUUUCUUCGCCGCCUGGGAUUCAGCAUUUCAUUGUAUCCCGUUGGCAAUGGUCGACCCCGAGUUCGCAAAGAAACAACUCGAUUUGUUCACAAGAGAAUGGUACAUGCAUCCAAAUGGACAAUUGCCCGCCUACGAAUGGAACUUCGGCGACGUUAACCCUCCCGUACACGCUUGGUCCGUAUUCAGGACGUUUAAGAUCGAGCGUAAAAUGUACGGACGGCAAGAUCUUGACUUCUUGGAGCGUGUCUUCCAGAAAUUACUGCUCAACUUCACUUGGUGGGUCAACCGAAAAGACUACGAUGGCAAGAAUGUCUUCGAAGGAGGAUUCUUGGGCCUUGACAACAUUGGCUUGUUCAAUCGAUCCGAACCUCUUCCGACUGGUGGUGUACUCGAGCAAGCAGACAGCACAGGCUGGAUGGCCUUCUACUGUCUCUGCAUGCUGAACAUCUCACUCGAGCUCGCCAAGCACAGACGAACCUAUGAGGACAUUGCGUCGAAAUUCUUCGAACAUUUCAUUUUGAUCUCUGAUGCUAUGUCUUUCCGUGCUGGCGGUAAGGAGAAAUCUCUCUGGAAUGAUGACGACGGCUUCUACUACGAUGCCAUCUCCUGGGGUGGUCCCUGGACACAGCAAAUGCCGGUACGAUCGUUGGUCGGUCUCAUCCCAUUAUACGCGGUCCUCACGCUGGAGCCGGAACUGAUCAACAAAUUCCCCAACUUCAAGCGUCGCAUGGACUGGUUCAUUGAGAACCGACACGACGUAGCCGAGCGGAACAUCGCGAGCAUGCGGAAACGCGGCAAGGACGAACGACUCCUCCUCUCGCUCGUCAGCAAGGAGCGCCUGGAGAAGAUUUUGAAGCGUAUGCUCGACGAGACCGAGUUCCUUUCGGAGCACGGCAUUCGCAGCUUGUCCAAACACCACGAAGAGCACCCAUACUCGAUGGACGUCAACGGCCAGAAAUUCACCGUCAGCUACGUGCCCGGCGACUCGGACUCGGGCCUGUUCGGCGGCAAUUCGAACUGGCGAGGUCCGAUCUGGAUCGCGGUCAACUUCCUGCUCGUCGAGUCCCUGCUGCGCUUCUACAUGUUCUACGGCACAUCGCUCCAGAUCGAAUGCCCGACGGGCUCCGGUGAAUACAUGCAUCUGGGCCACGUGGCGGAGGAGAUCCAACAUCGCCUGCAGCACCUGAUGGUGCGGGACAACGACGGACGACGAGCCAUCAACGCGGGCAACGACACGCUCGACUUCGACCCGCACUGGAAGGACUACCUGUGGUUCUUCGAAUUCUUCGAUGGCGACACCGGCCGCGGCCUGGGCGCCUCGCACCAGUGCGGCUGGACGGGCCUGAUGGCCAAGAUGAUCCACGACACCGGCAUCAACUGCCGUCUGCCCCAGACCCCUCGUACGCCCGGAACCGCCGCCGCACACUACUUCGACGACAUCUUCAACCGCGGCACCGGCCUGGGCGGCAAGGGCUACGGCGCCAGCACACCUGGCCUUGACGGGCCCCGAACCCCGCGCAUCCGCCGCUCCAGCACCAGCCGCAGCAUCGGCAACCGCGCGAGCUUCGUCUCCAGCGUCAACGGCGACCAUAAAUCCGUCGCUGCGACGAGCGACGCCGAUGGCGAUGGCGAUGGGGAGAAGGAGAAGUCUUAUUUCCCGGAUCUGUCCGAGUCCGAGGCGUUUGGGAGAGAAGAUGCGCUGGAGCGUCAACGGCGGAAGUCCGUCGCCGACAGCCACUAUGAGAAAUAUGUCACCGACCAGCUUACCAAGAUCAAGACGGAUGAGAGCGUCGCCGUCUACGAGGAUGAGUUCGAAGCCCAGUUGGAUUAG
Messenger RNA from Exophiala bonariae, 3171 nucleotides. RefSeq lists its product as uncharacterized. The coding region runs from base 1 to 3171 and encodes 1056 amino acids. The transcript has 2 exons. Gene Ontology annotation, biological process: oligosaccharide metabolic process; protein N-linked glycosylation. The record is from RefSeq and is a predicted model, not a curated record. Gene Ontology annotation, molecular function: Glc3Man9GlcNAc2 oligosaccharide glucosidase activity. NCBI's taxonomy places the organism in Eukaryota, Fungi, Ascomycota, Eurotiomycetes, Chaetothyriales, Herpotrichiellaceae.